AUGAUUAGAACAGUGAAACCCAAAAGUGCCCGGUCGAAAAGGGCAAUGGACAAGAAGCAGCCUAAAAUAGUGGAAAACGUUAAGUCUGCUCUUUUCAUUCCGGGACAGAAUGCCAAUAAAGCAUUACAUGAUAUCACAGUUGACUUGGCAGCAUUAAAGAAGCCAUAUUGCAAAAGGUUCCAGAAAAAGAACCAGAUAUUACCUUUUGAAGAUUCUUCUAGUAUUGAGUUUCUCAGUGAGAAGAACGAUUCUUCCAUAGUGGUAUUAUCCACCAAUAAUAAGAAGCGUCCUAACAGUUUAACUUUCAUAAGGACAUUUAACUAUGCCGUUUACGAUAUGAUUGAACUUCAAGUUCUUUCAAAUUACAAACUUUUCGAUGCGUUCAAAAAAGUGACAUUCCAACUCGGUUUGAAGCCGAUGUUUGCUUUCCAAGGAUCCAUCUUUGAUACUAAUCCGGUGAUGAAACAGGUCAAGUCGUUAUUUUUGGAUAUGUUUCGUGGAGAAGUCAAUAAGUAUGUCGAUGUUGCAGGACUUCAAUGGAUUAUUUCUAUUUCUGCAAUCGAAGAAGAUGAUCAGAAUCAAGCCAUUUCCAAGCUUCCUCUAGUGCAUUUUAGAGUGUAUAAGUUGAAGACUUAUCAUUCUCCAGAGCCAAAACUUCCUCGUGUUGAAUUGGAAGAGACAGGACCAAGAUUAGACUUCAAGAUUGGUCGUCAUGAAUCUGCUUCUGCUGAAGUGGAAAAAGAAGCACUCACGGUUCCUAAGCAGUUACAACCAAAGGAGAAGAAGAACGUUCAAACUGAUAUGCUUGGUGAUAAGGUGGCCAAGGUUCAUGUUGGUAAACAGGACUUGAGUGGACUUCAGACCAGGAAGAUGAAGGGCUUAAAGAGUAGAUACGAUCAGGUCGGCGUCAGUGAGACUGAUGAAAUAGAAAUAAAAAUACAAGAGGAACCCGAAUCAAAGAAGAUGAAACUAUAG
Messenger RNA from Brettanomyces nanus, 975 nucleotides. It is a transcript of the gene RPF2, whose product is annotated as rRNA-binding ribosome biosynthesis protein rpf2. The transcript has a single exon. Gene Ontology annotation, biological process: ribosomal large subunit assembly; maturation of LSU-rRNA from tricistronic rRNA transcript (SSU-rRNA, 5.8S rRNA, LSU-rRNA). Gene Ontology annotation, cellular component: nucleolus. The record is from RefSeq and is a predicted model, not a curated record. Gene Ontology annotation, molecular function: rRNA binding. NCBI's taxonomy places the organism in Eukaryota, Fungi, Ascomycota, Pichiomycetes, Pichiales, Pichiaceae. Bases 1 to 975 code for a protein of 324 amino acids.